Messenger RNA from Macrobrachium nipponense, 1474 nucleotides. Its product is annotated as glutamate receptor ionotropic, kainate glr-3-like. Gene Ontology annotation, molecular function: ligand-gated monoatomic ion channel activity. Gene Ontology annotation, cellular component: membrane. The coding region runs from base 106 to 1116 and encodes 336 amino acids. The record is from RefSeq and is a predicted model, not a curated record. Lineage: Eukaryota; Metazoa; Arthropoda; Malacostraca; Decapoda; Palaemonidae. The transcript has 7 exons.
UUGAAGCUGAUUAUAUUUUACUCCUUUUGCUAUGUAGAAUCGAUCACUUCAGAUAAGGAACUCGAGCAAAAUCACCAUUUCAGAUACUUUCUGGAGUCUAGUCCAAUGGCGCUCUCUGGGAAGCAUCUGCUCGUUGCUGCCGGCGUGUGGGACCCCUGGGUGCUGAUGGAGCACGACCAACAGGGCCGCCUGGUGAAGUCGACCGGGAUUUUCAUCGACUUCAUGGACACGUUCGCUCACAAACUCAAUUUCACAUAUUCUCUAGUAGAAGCAGCAGAAGGAGAGUGGGGUCGAAUAUUACCCAACGGAUCAACAACUGGAAUGAUAGGCCAAUGUCACAGGAAGGAAGUUGACAUGGCUCUAGGCCCAUUCAGCAUAACAUAUCCGAGAAGCCUUCUGAUCGACUUUUCCGUUCUGUCCUACAUCGACAACAAACGAAGGUAUAUUCCUCCCGAGGUAUGGAUAGCUUUGUCAGUGGCAGUUGUUGGAAGUAUGGUACUAGGAGUCGCUAUGAGAUGGUUUGUUCAACAGUGGGGGCCAGUAAGGCUGGAGUAUGGUCUCCAGGAGUUUCGAGGAAAGAUUUGGCCACUGCUGACUUUUGAACCUGUUUGGCUGAUCAGGUUACUUCUGCUUGAAGGUGUAGAGCUUCCACCUAUGAUGCUGACUGGUCAACUGUUUAUGGGAACGUGGAUGGUAGCAACCUUAAUUCUAAGUUCAGCUUACCAAGGUGUUCUGACCUCUCUUCUGGCAAUACCGAAGGUUGAAAUUCCUGUAGAUUCUCCGCAAGAUUUGGUUGACUAUGGCAAGAUCCCUUGGGCUACCGAACGUGGAACCUCUCUUCAUCAGUUUAUUGGGGACGCUAAAUCAGGCAUUUACAAGGUGAUAAACGACAAAGGCUUACUUAUCACAGCUUCUUACGACGAACGCCACCGGAUGAAGGUUGAGAAGUUCGCCAUAUUGUGUGAUUUCUUCUCCAUGAGGAAGAUCAUGAGCGACGACUACAGUGAAACCGGCCAGUGCAACUAUUACAUUGCAAAGGAGCCCAUCUUGGUAUCAAGUGUUGCCUUUGCUUUCCCUAAGAAAAGUUCGAUCAUACCACACUUUAACAGACUGUAAGCAAAUAGAAAUACUACUAAAUUUCACGAGUUUCGGGCCUCAUAUAUUUAAAAACUAAUAUGUUUAACUGCACGAUUCCUGUCACCCUUUGCACCCGUUUUCUAUGCAUUACCUUCACAAUAUAACCCAGCCCUAUCUCACACAAUGUUUAUUUGUGGAGCGAUUAGUAUAAUGCAUCCUUAGUACUUUGUUGGGAAGACUGUUUUCGCUUUUCCCUGUCAUUUAAGAGUUACGAUGCUGAAGGAGGGCGGUAUAAUAAGCAGAUACAUUCAGGAUUUCACGGCAAAUGCUACGGCGUGCAUGGUGAGGCCCGGGAAGGAGGACGGAGUUUCUACACUGGUGCUUUCGCUGGCUGAUU